Molecule: messenger RNA, 3342 nt
Organism: Anoplophora glabripennis (Asian longhorned beetle)
Lineage: Eukaryota; Metazoa; Arthropoda; Insecta; Coleoptera; Cerambycidae
Product: integrin alpha-5-like
Exons: 21
Coding region: 972-2834 (620 amino acids)
Biological process (GO): integrin-mediated signaling pathway; cell-cell adhesion; cell-matrix adhesion
Cellular component (GO): integrin complex; external side of plasma membrane
Molecular function (GO): integrin binding
Source: RefSeq, a predicted model, not a curated record
UGAGACAUCUACUCUUCUUGCAGUUUUUCGCCAGUGUUUUGUGUUUUAACUUUGACAUAAACAACAUUGAUGAAAUCCGUGCAAACGAGACUAUCAGUUCAUAUUUUGGAUAUGCCUUGGUAUUGCAAAAAGGAAAUCCAGCUUUAUCACCCACGAUAAUAGUUGGGGCACCAGGGCAAGGCUCCAGUACUACUGGUGGAUCUGUGUACUCCUGUGUCAAACAAGGGUCAUGUCUCAAACACAGUUUUACUGCAAGUAGUGCAAACUCCAGAAAUGGAAAUUUUUUGGGAUCUGUCUUAGACGGCGGAGAUAAAUCUGGUGAAUGGCUUAUCGCUUGUGCACCUCGCGUUGUCAAAGCUAUAGGUGAACACAACUAUUUAAAUGGUUGGUGUUUCUUAAAAAGUAACUCCUCGAAUAUCAAAGGAACUUAUAAGGAUUUAAAACCGUUGCAAAAUGCAAAUUCUAUAAGCCAAGAUCCUGUCACACGAUCUUAUUUCUAUGAUUUUGGUUUUGCACAGGCUGGAUUUGAUGUCGAAUAUGUGCAUGAUUCUAAAACCCUACUGUUUGGUGCCCCUGGAGUUAAGAAUUGGAAUGGUGCGUUGGUAGCUCAAACAUCAUAUGGCCUGCAGAUAAUUCCUAGAAAGACUGCUCCGACUUUAACGGAAAACUUUGGAUAUUUAGGAUACGCUAUUACCUCUGCAAGAUUUGAUCUUGAUCACAAAAUUAUUUACUAUGUGGUAGGAUCACCACGAGCUAGUAAUUUGUUGGGAAAUGUCAAAAUUUUUAACGCUGCAGGCAGACUAUUAAUCACCUUGACAAGCGACGAAAUCGGUUCUUAUUAUGGAUCAUCUCUUCUGGCGGCGGACCUGAACAAUGAUCUUAGAGAUGACAUAUUAGUAGGUGCUCCAACGGGAGCUGGCAAUACAUGGGAUGAAGGUUAUGUUUAUUUUUAUAGGAGAACUGAAUUUAAAAUGGCAAACCCAGUAAAACUUGUUGGCAACAGAAAAGCGGGCGCAAGAUUUGGGACCUCAAUCAUGUCUUUAGGUGACAUUGAUCUUGAUUCAUAUAACGACAUUGCAAUUGCUGCACCUUAUGAGGAUGAUGGUGUUGGGGCUGUAUACAUAUAUAUGGGCAGCAAGACGGGCGUACAAACAACUUAUAGUCAGAGAUUGUCGCCUUUGAAUUUCCCUGGAUAUUCUCGAAGUACCAAAGGUUUUGGUCAAGGACUCUCUAAAGGCGUCGACGUAGAUGGCAACGGUCACAAUGAUAUCGCUAUUGGAGCUUACAAAAGCAAUCGUGUAUUUUUAAUAAGAACACUCAGUGUAGUAGAUUACAGACUAACCUUAGAGCCCAAUGUGACAUCGAUAUCCAGCAGCGACAUGAACGUUACGUUUUGCGUAUAUUACACUCAAAGGAGUCCCACAAAGAACUUGAAGACGCUCCAGUUUGGAAUCGAGUUACAACUUGAUUAUAGGGUGCCUGGCAAAUCACAUUUUACUUAUAAUUUUAAUGCAGAGAUAUCCAAAACUUUUUGCAAGUUUCUUAUUGUUACGGUGCAGAAAUCGCCAUUAGACAUAACACCGUUCAAGUUGACGCUUAAAUCGGAAAUUUUCCAAAAAGGCAUAAUUGGCAAAGGAGAAAAUAAAAUAGAAAAGUCUAUCCCAUUUUCUCAUGGAUGCGGGAGUGACAACAUCUGCCAAACACAAAUUCUUUUAGAAACCAUAAGUAAUUUGCCACAUAUAAUACUUGGACUGAAUAAAGAGCUAACUGUUAACGUUUCUGCUGAAAACGUUGGCGAGCCUGGAUAUGCUUGUGAGCUGCACAUGAAUUUUUCGAACGUACUGGAACUGAGAAAUACUAGGGAUUGCAAUUUGGAAAAUAGCACAUAUAUUUGUCCUUUUUCAAACAGAUUUGAGAACGUAUCAAAAACGAUUCAACUAAAAUUUGAUAUAAAAUUAACUAAACCUAGCCUAGAUCGAGUCAAAUACAAUUUUGAGCUGAAAUGCUUAGGGGUGAAUGUGCCGGCCGAUGCGAGCAAGAGUGAGCUAGAGUUGGACAUUAUAUCAAGAAAUUCUCCUUACAUUCAGGGAAGUUCCAGCCCAACCAACUUUUAUUUUACCGACGAAAACUUAGAAACGGAUGUUGAAGUUUCCCAUAACUUUAGAAUUGGUAAUGCUGGACCAUCACCCAUCAAGUUAGAUGUCUUCCUCGUCUUGCCUAUUGUGAAAAGAGACGAAAUAGAUAUUUUUGAUAUCGAUGCAAAGGGGUCUUUAAAUGGAAUCGAGGUUCAAUGUAGCCCCACAAAUAGAACGUUUAAGAUGGAGAAAACAUAUAAUGUCACAACACUGUUGACUGAACCAUUAAAUAGAACCAUAGUGAUCGAUUGUUUCGAAGAAGACGUGGAAUGUCUGGUUCUGUUCUGCGUUGGGGACUAUUUGUACAAGCCCACAGAAAUAGCAGAAUAUAAUGUAAAAAUAACAACGAGAACGGAAUUGUUAGCGGCACACUUUCGAAACGAACUGGCGAAGAAGGACAUCCUGACAUUUGUAUCAUCUGCUUAUAUUUUUAACAAUACCCAUAGAGUGGAGGGACAUGCAGCGACAAUGAUUUAUACUUCAAAGAGCAAACCUGUACCUUUGUGGAUUUACAUAGCAGCUGGAAUACUUGGUAUUAUUCUUCUAGCUCUACUUGUGUUUAUUUUAUAUAAGUGCCACUUCUUCGAUCGAAAUUACAGAGACAAAUUAAACGACGAAAAACUGAUGGAACAAAGAUCGGAUGAUGGCAUGGAUGACAAUAUGGAUCCUGUCACCCUCGAAGAAUUACCUAGUAACUAAGUGUUAAAAUGUAUUGAUAUGGAAUGUGUAGAUAUUAAUAAGUUCAUGUGUUCACUUGCUACUUCUUCAAAAAGAUAGGUAGUAAAUCGCGUAAUUAUAUUAUAUUGGCAUUUCGCACCUACUUCUACUCAACGUUACAAAUUGAAUUUGACAAAUGGAUAUGUUAGUAAUAUGUGUGUGUAUAUGAAAGAUUAACUAAUACAUGUGUAGAUGGAUUUAGUCAAAUUGAUAUAAAUUAUUGAUAUAUUUUUAUAAGAUUAUAGAUUAAAGAUCUGAAUGAAUCUUUCGUCACAAUUGUCAAAUAAACAUUUUCUGCAAUAUUCUGUGACUACGAUAAAAAAAGCAAAGUCGGUGCCAAAGUAACUUUUUCAUUCAGUGAUCGAUCUUUUGUUAUGUUUUAUACUGUGAUUCUUUAUUUUAAUCAAAACGCUUUGUAUGUAUAAUUUUAAUUAGUAGAAACUAUAAGUUUCAAAUUUAGAAAUCUCAUUAAAGUACAUAAUUAAAAAAU